AUGUCUGCUAAUAACCAAGACAAAGUCGACGGUGGGCAUAUCGUUCCCAUAAGAUCAGACGUCGACAAUGGUACAACAAUAGAAAAGGAGAUUGGGCAUUCCAAAGACGUGGACCCAGCUCUUGAGUUUAUGGGUGGGGAGCAGAUUGAAUUCACUGAAGAGGAGGAGAAAUCUGUCCUGCGCAAGAUUGACUUUGCUCUCGUGCCUCUCCUGUGCUGGAUAUACGCCCUGCAGUUUGCUGACAAGACCUCACUCAACUAUGCCUCCCUGAUGGGUAUUCGCGAGGACACCAAUCUGGAUCCUAAUAGCCAGGAGUACAGUUGGGCCUCGAGCAUAUUCUAUGCUGGCUAUAUCAUGUGGGAAUUUCCUACAACCUACUUCCUCCGAGCCCUCCCGCUGGGUAAAUAUACAUCGGCUAACAUCGUCCUUUGGGGCCUUGUCAUCAUCUGCCACGUAUUCGCGAUGAACUAUGCCGGUCUUCUCUGCGUUCGAUUCUUCCUCGGUGCCCUCGAGGCAACGGUCACGCCCGCGUUCGUGCUUCUGACAUCCCAGUGGUACAAGCAAAACGAGCAAGGUCGACGAAUGGGACUGUGGCUCAGCUGCAAUGGUGUUGCCCUCCUCGUCAUGGGACCCAUCGCGUACGGCUUGUCUGGCGUCACAAACUCGCCCCUGGCAACAUGGAAAAUCCUCUACAUCGUGCUGGGUAUACCGACAGUUUUCUCCGGCAUCUACUGCUGGCUGCGAAUGCCCGACAACCAAACCAAUGCUAAAUUCCUCAACCACCGGGAAAAGAUGAUUGCAGUCGAACGAAUCAGGAAAAACUUUCAGGGAAUCGGAAGUCGUAAGUGGAAGUGGUCCCAGUUCUACGAAGCCUUCCGCGACCCUCGAACAUACCUCUAUGUCCUGUUUUCGAUUCUCAUGAACACUCCUAAUGGCGGAAUCACGUCCUUCGGAUCUAUUGUGAUUAAGUCAUUUGGCUUCAGUUCUCGACUUUCCCUUUUACUCAACAUGCCUACUGGGAUUGUAGAUAUUGCCUGCAAGUUAGGAUUCACCUACUUGUCGGACAAGUUCCUGGACCGUUCUUUGUUUGCAUUCAUCGCCAUUCUUAUUCCCAUGAUCGGAGGCAUCAUGAUGGUCGUCAUCCCGCUAUCCGCCAAGGCCGCUUUACUCGUUGGAUACUACUUUAUCGGGGCAGCAGGCGCAUCUUGGUGCCUGGUCAUGACCAUGAUCUCCAACAACACCCUCGGGUACACCAAAAAGGCCACUGUCAAUGGACUCCAGAUCCUGGCCUACGCAGCCGGAAAUUGGAUCGGUCCCCAAACCUUUCGCUCGAAUGAGGCGCCCGAAUACUACCAUGGUAAGAUGAUGGUGGCUAUUAUGUAUGGGUGUGCGGCUCUCACUAUUGUGGCACUUCGUUAUGUCAAUGUGUGGGAGAACCGACGCCGUGAUAAGUUGGCUGCUGAGCAGUCGCAGACGACGGUUGCGCAGGAUUCGUCUACUGCGUUUUUGGACCUCACAGAUUUCGAACAGCGAGACUUCCGAUACAUACUGUGA
This is a messenger RNA of Clonostachys rhizophaga, 1554 nucleotides long. The record is from the annotation of a GenBank genome assembly. NCBI's taxonomy places the organism in Eukaryota, Fungi, Ascomycota, Sordariomycetes, Hypocreales, Bionectriaceae.